This is a messenger RNA of Cuscuta campestris, 2634 nucleotides long. Lineage: Eukaryota; Viridiplantae; Streptophyta; Magnoliopsida; Solanales; Convolvulaceae. The record is from the annotation of a GenBank genome assembly.
UAGCAUUAUAUUUUAGACUGUCCAAAAUUAUGUUUUAGGUAAAUUUAAAGUGAAGUAUUUUGUAUAAUAAGUUUGGUAUUGCUCAACUUUUUGCAUUGUAUCUAGCAGAACUUUAAACUAUAUUGUGAUCUCAUGUUAAGAGAAUGAGCCAAGCAGCUGGCAACGACGGACAGGCUGUCCCAGAGGGGGAACCUGAACACGUGAGUGUGCACACUGAAGCGUCAAGCUUCACACCUCAGCAGGCCUCCGAGCAGGCGGUCCCGGGCGUGGGUCCUAUUCCGGAAGCCGUUCCCAUUAUCCAGCCGCAGAUCACGGCUAACUUCAUUAACUUCCUUCAGCAGAUGGCUGGAGCAUACGUUCCACCGCCGUCGCCACCGCCACCACCAGUGGCGGUGGUCACCAUCGAGAAGCUUCCGAAGAACGGAGCUGAGGAAUUUUUGGGCGAUCAAAUCGCCGACCCUAUGAUUGCCAAACGGUGGUUCGAGCGAACCAUACGAGUGCUGGGGAACCUGAGGGUUCCACAGGAGCAGCGUGGCGACCUCGCAGUUGCCUUACUUCAGGAUUCCGCCUACGACUGGUGGAAGCGUGUAGGAGCGGACGUUCCGGAGCCGGUGCAGUGGGCCACUUUUGACCGACUCUUUCAUGAGGAGUACAUCCCGGAGCACUUCGUCGAGGCGAAGCGAGAGGAGUUUUUGAAGUUCACCCAGGGUGAACUCACGCUGCCUGAGUAUCGUCAGAAGUUUGACGAGCUCGCGGGGUUUGGGCAAGACCUCGUACCGACGGUGGAAAAGCGGUGCCAACGCUUCGUGGAGGGCUUACGUCCUGACCUUUCAACUCAUCUGAUUAAUUCUCCACGGAGUGACAUCAAUAAGUUGUACAAGAAUGCGUUGGACCUGAAUGCGGCUCUCAUCAGGAAGGCUAAAUUCGAGCAGGCUCAGGGGGUAUCAGCAGCACCAUCCCGUCCUCCUCCACCUCAGAAGGCGGGGACCAGCAGCAAGAGGUCCUUUGUAGCACCGAGCAGCUCUCACCAGAGCAAGAAGGUGAAGUCAGCCCAGCUCAGUCGUCCGCGCCGGGCAUUUCCGAAAAGAUUGUCCGAAGAAUCCGGGGGAGGCAUUCCCGCCGCACCGGCCGCUUCCGCCCCAGCAGCACAGCCCGCUCAGAGCCAGAAGUCGGCAGCAGCGUCCAGUCAGCCCAAGCGGCAAGCAUCAGGCGCUCAAGGGGGAAAGGCCCCGGCUCGUACUUACGCGAUGCGAGGGCGUACCGAGCAGCCAGCCCAUGACGUCAUCAUGGGUAUGUUUACCUUAUUCGAUACAUCUAUUAUAGCUUUGAUUGAUCCGGGUUCCACUCUAUCAUAUGUUUGUAUGCCUAUGCCUGUUAUGCCUAACCUUCCGAGGGAAAAUUUAGACAAUCCGGUAAUAGUGUCCAACCCAUUGGGACACAGUCUACGACUCACCCAUGUGUAUCACGAUUGCCCAUUAGUGGUCCAGGGAAAGAUUUUCCCUGCGAGUCUCAUUGAGCUUCCACAUCGUGAGUUUGACGUUAUUCUAGGCAUGGAUUGGCUCACCGCCAACCAAGCCGUUGUUGACUGUGGAGCUCAUACUGUUCGACUGAGAGCUGAAGACGGUAGUGACGUACUGAUCCAUGGUGAGCUUCUUCCGAAAGCUCCAGAAUUCAUUUCCUACAUUCAUGCUCGUCGACUCAUUCGCAAGAAGUGUGAAGCAUUCUUGUGCACAGUGCGUGACACUCGUCAGGAGGCGCCUAGUAGGGGGGACAUCCCUACGCCUACAUUACAACAGCAGAUAGCCUCAGCCCAGAGCAGCGAUGAUUUCUGUAUCCAGACCGUGGAGCUCGUCUCUCGAGGAGAGAAGCCGGAUUUUGCAGUCCAGGAUGGUAUCUUGUACUAUCGGGAGCGCAUGGUUGUGCCAGCGGGGGAGAUUCACGAUGUUUUCCACGUGUCCAUGCUUCGGAGGUACCGGUCGGACCCAUCACAUGUGAUACCAGCUGAUACAGUCACACUUGAUGAUAAUCUUACAUACGAAGAGGAGCCGGUUGAGAUUCUGGCUCGCGAGGUCUGUCAGUUGAGGAACAAAACCAUUCCGCUGGUCAAAGUUCUGUGGAGAAGUCACACCGUCGAGGAGGCAACAUGGGAAACCGAGGAAUCCAUGCGCACUCGUUACCCACAUCUUUUCAGUGACUAGUGAUCAGCUCGGGGUGGAAGGUUAAAACUCUAAGGAGCUAAGGUUGUGGCGGUGAUCUUGACGGGUUGGUUGAGAUGAAGCCACGGGUACAGCAAUAACGGGAAAUGGUGAGGACCUUGUUGUAUUGAGCAAGAUUGUGUCUUUUGGUAGCCACUGGCUAAAGGUUUUUGGAGCCAGAGGUUUAGAGGGUGAAUGCCCCAGGCUUUAGGUAUGACUCCUUCUGAUUUAAGAGGGAAAUUGGGAAAAUGGUUGGUUCCCUCACUAUCACCCUCACUAUCACAUGUGUUUUCCUGGCUACUGGGAAGGCAACAACGAAGAGGAGGUACUUCUGUGAAGUAUACUUCAAGAGGAAGAAGACAUUUGUUGGGUUGUACUGAUAACCACCCACUGCGCCAGACAGGGAUCUAGCAUUUCUUCGCUGCAUUAUUGUAUCAGA